AUGAUAUAUACUAAAAAACACGCGGAAUAUAGAGGCCUCAACACGGGAGAUGAGCGGACCAAAGUCAUCGUAGACGUAGGAGACGUCGAUGAUGAUGCAGCCAGAUGGUGGGCUGCUGUCUUGUCUCCUGGAGAGGGAUGGCAGGCCUCCCUUACAUGGGAGGGUGCAAUAGUUCGAUCCCCUUGGUCGACUUCUUUGGAGGCAGUCGAGCAGUAUACCCUUUCCUGCCGUACCCCUCUCUAUCGUGUACCGACUCCUGUGCCUUCGUUUACUACUGCGGCUCGGUUUCUUGCGGAAUACUGCAAUCUACACAAUAUUGUUGACCAAGCUGUGGCCGCGCUCUCGUCAGUUUUAUUUCUCCCUAUGCUAAAUAGCAAGAAAAACCCAGUAUCACUCCCAAGGCCAUUUUUUCAUGAGAAGCCGAGCCCUCGAUCAGCCAUGCCGGAGACCAAAGAGCCGAAACAAUGUGGCUUUAUAUUGGAUCAGAUAAUGCCAGAGUUGGACAGGUUAUUGACAUUGAGUUGCAACACACGAGGACUACUCUCUCUUUUGUCGAGUGUAUUUUACGAACCUGGGAUACCUUGCAAUGUCGUAAGCCCAUGGACGCAGGCUACAUUUGCUGUUCUUGACUCUGUCGAGCGGAGCCAUCUACUUGGUUAUAUUCUGAUGCAUCGAGUCCCGCAAGUUUCUUUCCUUUGGCUCGGUGGUAUAAUCACGGGUACUCAGAAAAAUAUCCUCCGAGAAGGUCGAUACGGUAUAACGUCAAUUGAACCCCAUGCCGCAUCAUGGUGUGGUGUCACACAAUCGUUUAUACAGGCGCCUGUAUCGCAACUGCUAAUCACCAACGGAGCGCUUUCAAGAUCAGAUGAGUGCCGACUUCUCUAUCUCAGCCAAGCAGAACUAAACCGUGGGUGGCCGCUAGUUCCAUGGAUGCCCUUUGGUACCACAGUGCUCGAAGAUGCCGAAAUUGAGGUGCGCCUGCACACACAAUGUACUGGUCACGAACUGCAGUAUGCAGAUUGGUAUUGGGCCUGUCGAGACAGCAAACGGGUAUAUCCAAUAUGCCUAACAACUACUAUGUCUACCUUUACACUAACGGAGGACCUGCCAAUAAAUAUACCAAUUAGCUAUGAAGCUCUAAAUCCAGAGGAUGAAUCAGCGUCACAACAUGCUACACGAAAUAUUUUUAUCUGGCUCCGGAAUAAUGAAUUCUCGGCACGCGAGCAAGGAAUACGUAACCACGACUGGGUGGCUUUUGAUGAAUCCGAUGAUGAUUCACUACUAUCAAAGGAGUCAUCAAGGAGCGAUAAAGCCUCCGUGUUAAAGGCAGUGGAAGACUGGAUAUUGAAUUCGUGUUGA
Trichophyton benhamiae CBS 112371 is the source of this 1359-nucleotide messenger RNA. RefSeq lists its product as uncharacterized. Bases 1 to 1359 code for a protein of 452 amino acids. The transcript has a single exon. Lineage: Eukaryota; Fungi; Ascomycota; Eurotiomycetes; Onygenales; Arthrodermataceae. The record is from RefSeq and is a predicted model, not a curated record.